Penicillium daleae is the source of this 1608-nucleotide messenger RNA. RefSeq names its product M14 family metallopeptidase. NCBI's taxonomy places the organism in Eukaryota, Fungi, Ascomycota, Eurotiomycetes, Eurotiales, Aspergillaceae. The coding region runs from base 1 to 1608 and encodes 535 amino acids. Gene Ontology annotation, biological process: proteolysis. The transcript is spliced from 2 exons. Gene Ontology annotation, molecular function: metallocarboxypeptidase activity; zinc ion binding. The record is from RefSeq and is a predicted model, not a curated record.
AUGCGUGUUCUUCCCUCCCUCCUUCUCUUUUCGGCCCUUUGCCCACCUAUCUCGGCUGUCCCUGCGGGUUCCAGCAUCAACUCCGGUCCACAGCCGCCUCUCCAGCCCAUCAACCUGCUCGCCCUGCCCUCCAACCCGCACCGUCCAUGGACUCGCCUGCGUGACUGGGUCAUUGAAACAGUCUGGGGUCUGCCUCGGUCCUGUCCCAAGCAUACCAGUAUCCCCUCCAACGUGCGCGAUCGCUACGGCAGCGAUGUCGUUCUCCGCUUUCAUCUGCGUCAUCCCGACGACGCGGAGGCACUGGCCUCGGCAUCGAGGGUAUUGGUGCUAGAUGUCUGGGCCAUCACGGCGCAAUAUGUAGAUAUCCGACUCGCCGAAGAUACGAUCCCUUCUCUCCUCGACCUGCUGCCUCCUUCCCUCCGCGCCUCCCAUACACCCCUCAUGGACGACCUGGUCGAUAUGAUCUACAACACUUACCCAAGACACCUACACAUUUCAUCCGACACAGAACCCGAUUUCAGAUCCGGGAGCCGACGGACUGCCACCGCACCGGUCGGCGACGUCUUUUUCCUCGACUAUCAGCCGCUAUCUGUUAUCACGCAAUGGAUGCGUCUGAUGGCCUCAAUGUUUCCCAAGCAUGCCCACUUUACCAGCAUUGGUGUUUCCUACGAGGGGCGUGAUAUUCACGCUCUGCAAGUUGGAGCCUCCCCUUCUCCGUCAGAGCCGACUGGUCCGCGCAAGACCAUCGUCGUCGUGGGCGGCAGCCACGCGCGAGAGUGGAUCAGUACCUCCACGGUUACAUACGUCGCAUACAGCCUUAUCACCCAGUAUGGCCAUUCAGCUGAGGUUACCCGCCUCCUGCACGAGUAUGAAUGGGUAUUGAUCCCAACCCUGAACCCGGAUGGAUACGUCUACUCGUGGGAGUCGGAUCGUCUAUGGCGCAAGAACCGGCAACCUACAGGUCUCCCGCUGUGCCGGGGAGUCGAUCUCGACCGCGCUUGGGACUUCGAGUGGGAUGGCGAGUCGACCCGGUCAAACCCUUGCUCCGAAAAUUACGCAGGUUCAGAGCCAUUCGAGGCGUUGGAGUCCCACCGGCUGGCCCAGUGGGCGCAGAAUGAGACCGAUAGCGGCCGUGCCGAUAUCGUAGGCUUCUUGGACCUUCACUCGUACUCGCAGCAGAUCUUGUAUCCUUACUCGUAUAGCUGCUCCUCUGUACCCCCGACGCUGGAAAGCCUCGAGGAACUGGGUCUUGGUUUGGCCAAGGCUAUUCGCCAGUCUACUCACGAGUCUUACGAUGUGACCUCCGCUUGCGAGGGUAUCCUGCCAAAUGGCGAAGCCGCACAAAUUAGCUCAGGUGGCAGCGCUCUCGACUGGUUCUAUCACAAGCUGCAUGCUACGUACUCGUUCCAGAUCAAGCUGCGGGAUCGUGGGUCCUACGGCUUCUUGCUGCCACCAGAGCACAUUGUCCCCACGGGCCGGGAGAUCUUCCACGCGGUGUUGACGUUUGGCAGAUUCGUCUGGGGUGAGAAGAUCGUAGAACAUGACGAUGACAUCCCAGCCAUCAAGCCUCCGUUUAAUUUCGAACAGAAGCCGCUGUCAAUGAAGUAG